UCAGGGCCACAGACAUCUGCGUCAGAGAUAGGCCUCAAUGCCAGCCAGGGACCGCCGGGCGUGGGAAGAAGAGAGAGGGCUGGCAGGGAAGAGUGGGGGUGAAUGGGGUGGGGUGGGGAGGGCAGGAAGGAGGAUAGAACCUGCUUCGAGUGGGCACUAAGAACAGUGGACCGGGAACCGAGGGUAGCAGGAAGCUCAGGCUGGGCGAGCUUAACGCGGCCAAUGGCCAUGCUGCCUCUGCCACUCCUGGUGCUGCUUCUGCUGCUGCUGAGGGAUUUGAGGGGUGGGCACGGAUGCCAGGGCCCAGAGCCAGACAGGGAGCUGCUGCUGGCCAAAGUCAGGGCCCUGGUGCUGGAUGCUUUGGGCCCUCCCACCAGCUCCAAGGAUGGGGGAGAGGCUGGGGCCCGGCGCUUGCCCCGCAGACAUGCCCAAACUGGGGGUUCCACACGAAGAAACAUGGAAAAUGAAGAUGAGGACCUAUCACAGGUCAUCCUUUUCCCAAGCACAGGUCCUGGCUGUGAGGAUGAACCAGAGACUGGAGAGGCCGAAGGCCUAUUCACAUACACAUUCCGGCCUUCCUUGCACAUGCGAAGCCGCCAGGUGACAGCUGCCCAGCUGUGGUUCCACACUGGCCUGGACAGGGGGGCUGCCGAGGCCCACAACAACUCAGGCCCCCCUGUGACCCUGUUGGCGAUGUCUUCGGGGGGACCCGUCGCAGUGCCAGUGCUAGUGGGCUCAGCCCCACGCCACUGGGUUGUGUUUCAUCUGGCAGCCCCUGCGCUCGCCCUGCUGACCCGUCCACUCUUUGUUCUGCUGCUCCGAUGCCCAAAUUGCCCCUGCCUGGCCCGGCUCGAUGCCACCCCCUUCCUGGUGGCACACACCAGGGCCCGUCCUCACAGCGUGGGGGAGAGGGCUCGCCGGUCACCUCCUCCCCCAUCUUGGCCCUGGUCUCCAGCUGCCCUGCGCUUGCUGCAGCGCCCUUCCGAAGAGCCGGCCGCCCAUGCGGACUGCCAUCGGGCUGCCCUCAACAUCUCCUUUCAGGAACUUGGCUGGGACCAGUGGAUCGUACACCCGCCUAGCUUCGUCUUCCAUUACUGCCACGGGGGCUGCGGGCUAGUCCCCUCUCCGGUCCUGUCUCCUGGGGCUGCCCUCCCCCCUGUCCAGCCCCUGCCUCUGGCCCCAGGCUCCCCGCCUUGCUGCGCUGCUCUCCCCGGCACCAUGAGACCCCUGCGGGUCCGAACCACCUCCGACGGAGGCUAUUCCUUCAAGUAUGAGACGGUGCCCAACCUGCUCACUCAGCACUGCGCCUGCAUCUAGGGAGACCCCCCCCAAGUCAGGGCCAAAAUAGAGUCAAAGGAGAGAUUCCCUGACAUCCCCUGUAUGCCCCCCAUGCCCAUCUGCUAGUGCCCGUCCUCCUCUCCGCUGCAAACAGAUUAAUAAACAGUUCAGCAAAACUGCCUGGAGACAAGGCUGGAGAAUGACCCCUCCCAUUCCCAGAGCCAUGUGGGGGAGAACUGGACCACGUGCUGCUCUCUCUCGAACCUGUACAUUCCGGAAGCGGGUGCUCGGGGUGGGGCAGAGAGGAGACACCCAAGGCUUUGAGGAUGGCCCGCAAGGGAGCUCCACGGACAACAGACAGCAUCCGUCUUUUAAAAGGCAACUUAAACGUGCCUCCCUUUCUAAGCCCUUCAUGUGGUCCGCUGAGGGGCGCUGUGGGGUGCUGGAGGGGACAAGCCUUCCUGAUCACGUAUAUGGGGCUCUUCGGAGCACCUUCCCACUCAGGACCUCCCUGCCUCCGAAUGCUUCCAUUCUGGAGAUCUUCAGCCGCCCUGGGCAGAGGUUAGCUGGUCGCCGAAGGGCACGGCUUUCCCUGGGUUUGUCUAGGUCCCACAUUGCUCCUGCCUGGCUCUGGACCCAGGUUCUCCCCCAACUAAAUAGUGAACAGAAGCUUUGGGGGGCAUUCUAGACAGGGGGCUGAGGUUCUGGGGACAUGACAGAAACUAGAAGCUAAGGCAGCCCCUGGGAAGUCCAUGGACACUGCCUCCCAAAGGCCCCAAGGCCUUAGUCCUUACCACACUGACACAUAAUAAAGGCGGCCAGCCAGCCUCAACUUGGGGUGUGGACCCCCCAAUUAUGUUUCAGUCUCUGAAGUGAAGUCUACAAGACUGAUGGGACAGAAGACGGGAAGGGAAGGAGUAAGCAUUUAUUGAGCACCUACAAUGUGCCAAGUACUUUACAAGUAUGUCUCACAGCAACCCUGUGAGGUGGGUGCUAUUAUUCCCAUUUUCCAGUUGAGGAAACUGAGGCAGACCUCCUCAGGUUAGAUGUCUUGCCCAGGGUGACACAGCUAGCAAAUAUCUGAGGUGGGAUUUCAGUGAAAUCUUCCUGACUCCAACUUAGUACUCUAAACAUUGUGCCACCUACAACAGCUUGGGCACCAUUGAGUCACUCUUGCCAUCCUGACUCCAAGGGGUUAUAAAGAAGGAGAGGGCCAAUACUGGGGCCACUCUCUGUGCUUUUACUAUUUUUUUAAAAAACAGACCCAUAUUUUCCUAAAGUUUCUGCUCUAACAGUCCCAGUAGCUACCAGGCCCUUUCCAGGGUGCCAGCAUUUCCUGAAGCUUUCCUGGUCUUGAAGCGAUAAAACCCUUCUCUCCUGAUGUUGAAGACCUCUGAAUUCAGUUCUUUGUCCAAUAAAUAAUGAAGGGAAAAAGCAAAAAUAAUCAGGUCAAGUACAAAGUGCAUGCACAUGGCUGAAAUCAGAAAGGCAGAAGCUGAAAUUUCUUUCAGCUCAGUCUAACCUUUCUCUCUUGAUCCAUAGGAUUUAGAGAGGGAGGGGACAAGAAAGAUCCUUUCCUCUAAAAGCCCCCUCAGAGGCUCCCCUUCUCUCCUCCCCACCUCCCUCUACCCCCUCGUAUCAGGGGUUAAAACUUCCUAGUCGCUCUUUGGAGGGUUACCAUACACAUCCUCAAAGGCUUUAGGAGAAAAUCAGGCCCACCUCUGGGAAGGAGAAAUACAACCAAAAGAAAAGCAGCCAUUUGUUUCCAUGUCCCACCAAAUCUCUGGGAUUCCGGAGCAGCAGGUUCCAACUGUUCCCUUUCCAACUUUAAAGCCUGAACAAUUAGGUGACCUCACUCUUCCUCUGAAUGGUAGCCUGUGUUGGGUGGAAGAUCACCAUGGUCAAAGGCCUCAUUUCCGGGUUAUGAGAUUGACAGCGGAGAGGGGAAGCUGCUUGCCCAAUUAGUGUCGCUUGCCUGUCUACCAUCUUUAAUGUUCAUGAACAUGAAAGCCUUCCAAAGGCAGCCUUCCUUUAGAACAGUCUUCCCCUUCAGUUAGCCCUGAGUGUAAGGGGGAGUUAAGAUAGAAAACAGAUGACACAAACACCUGGAUGGCAAAAGCAAUUCAUCAGCCCAUGCCCUAGAGAGAAAGACCUGGGGGAGUCUUGAAGUCCAGACACAAGAGAAUGGCUCAUUAAUUACUCUAAUGACCCAAUUACUCUGUGUUGGUCACUUUGCCAGCCAGAACAAGUGCUGCCCUGCUCAGAGCCUCCCUCCUGUGGUUGAUCACCUUUCCUUCCCAUAGUCCUUCACCCCUUUUCACCUUCUGCUACCUGGACCAUUGCUGCUGCCACCCUGUCACAGUCAUCAGACAAAGGCGACUCACUCAGGGAUUGGGGGGCCACACAGUCGAUGGCAGUGAUUUAUACUCACACCCACGGGGCCUUCCCACAUGGUGGCAUUGGGAAUGAUUCCUGGGACAUUCAGAAUUGCACCCUGUGGAAUUUACAGAAAUCAACAGGAAGCCACCAAGCAGAAGGCAACCUCAGGAUUGGGGAUAUGGCCAAAAAAAUGACCUCUGAAAUGGAUGUUAAUAAGGACAGACAUAAAAAUAAUCCCUUCGGCACCCUUUCUGAUUUAGCUGCUCUUCAACCAUUUCUCCAAGCUCAUGUCCGAACGUUCCCUCUCUUCAUCUUGGCUUCCCUUGCUUCCUUCAAGACUCAUCUCAAAUCCCCCAAGUGGAGGAAGCUUCCCCCAGUCCACUAGGCUGCGAGGGCUUUCUUCUUCCAGAUCACCCUUAAUCGACUUUGUCUGUAGCUUGUCUAUAUCUCUUUUAAAUGUGGUAUUGAGUUCCUUGAGGCCAAAGACUGUGUUUUUGCCUUUCUUUGAAUCCCCAGAACUUCACACCAUGCCUGGCACACAGUCAGAGUUUAAUUAAAUAAAUGCUUAUUGACUGACUGACCCUGACAGAAA
Messenger RNA from Monodelphis domestica (gray short-tailed opossum), 4249 nucleotides. It is a transcript of the gene INHA, whose product is annotated as inhibin subunit alpha. NCBI's taxonomy places the organism in Eukaryota, Metazoa, Chordata, Mammalia, Didelphimorphia, Didelphidae. The record is from RefSeq and is a predicted model, not a curated record. Gene Ontology annotation, cellular component: extracellular region. Gene Ontology annotation, molecular function: growth factor activity; cytokine activity.